GAGGCCCUUCGGGUCGAUGGAGUGGCGGGCGGCGGAAAGGGACCAGACCCCGGGUGGCUGUUCCUUCUCCUCCUUUUUCUCCUCUUCUUUCUCCUCCUCUUCUUCCUCUUCUUCGUCUUUUUCUUCUUCCUGCCAUUGGGCCGCCCGCUGACUGGGGUUGGGAGGCGCCUUGGCCUAACCGAGGUCCAGGCCCGUGAUCCUUUGCGGUUGGCCAGACCCCAGGCACGACCAUGCCGGACCAGGCCCUGCAGCCGCUGUUGGACAGAAGUUGCUGGGUGUGUUUUGCUACCGACGAAGACGACCGAACAGCCGAGUGGGUGAGACCGUGCAGGUGCAGAGGAUCUACAAAAUGGGUUCACCAAGCUUGUCUCCAGCGAUGGGUGGACGAGAAACAAAGAGGAAACAGCACCGCCAGGGUGGCCUGUCCUCAGUGCAAUGCAGAAUACUUAAUAGUAUUUCCAAAGUUGGGUCCGGUCGUUUACGUCUUAGACCUAGCCGACAGACUGAUCUCCAAAGCUUGCCCGUUCGCCGCAGCAGGAAUAAUGGUUGGUUCGAUCUACUGGACGGCCGUGACGUACGGAGCGGUGACAGUGAUGCAGGUUGUGGGCCAUAAAGAAGGUCUUGACGUUAUGGAAAGAGCAGACCCCCUGUUUCUCUUGAUUGGACUCCCUACUAUCCCUGUCAUGCUGAUUCUGGGCAAGAUGAUUCGCUGGGAGGACUACGUGCUUCGACUGUGGCGCAAAUACUCUAAUAAACUCCAAAUCCUGAACAGCAUAUUUCCAGGAAUCGGAUGUCCCGUUCCUCGUAUCCCAGCCGAGGCCAACCCUCUGGCCGAUCACGUGUCAGCCACCCGUAUCCUGUGUGGCGCCCUGGUCUUCCCCACCGUCGCGACGAUUGUCGGGAAACUGAUGUUCAGCAGUGUUAGUUCCAACCUCCAAAGGACAAUCUUGGGUGGAAUUGCUUUCGUGGCCAUAAAAGGAGCUUUUAAGGUUUACUUCAAACAGCAACAAUAUCUGCGGCAAGCGCACCGCAAAAUACUAAAUUAUCCAGAACAAGAAGAAGCGUAAGGCCGCGCGUCCCAACUGUUGUACAAUCUCACCUACCUGAGUAUGUUGUGUUGUUUUUGAUUCGAUCAUUAUUGCUUAGUGGAUACUUGUGAUAAGUUGCUGCUCCUAUAUUUUUUAAAAAAUAUAAUAAAGCACUUAUGGCAGGGCAGAUCCUCUCAGUAAUCACUGAACUUCCCAGAAUGUGAUCUCCUUGAUUUGUUGUUUGAAUCCCUGUGUGGCAGCUGCAUUCCUCAGCAUGGAACAUACUGGACUCUGUGUUUUCUCCAGACAAAAGUGUGCGAACACCAAAUCGAUCGGUCAAGUAGAGAGGGGAACACAGACUGUUGGCUCCCUAUAGCCUUUUUUUUUUUUAAUACAUUGAAUAUGGUAUAUAAGCACACGCGCACAUUCCUUCCACAGGUAACCCAACCGUCCACGAGGAGAGCGGGGACUGCUUUCCGUUGUCGGUGUAAUAAGACUUAACGGCCAGGCAGGAGCAUUCGUCGAUCUGAGUGGAAUUGGACAUUCUGAAUGAGAUACGCGGUAGACGUGCUGGAGUCAGAAGGAUGAAACGAUCCCGGAACACGUGUGAGCUCAUCUGACGUCCCCGUUCAGAAUGGGCAGGGCCUUUGCUCCUUUUAUCCAAACCGGACGCGGUGUGAAAUCCGCAUCGCGGAGUCCUUGGAGGCCCUGCCGGGAGGCUAUUCUCCUCGAGGCUGGGCCGGCUAGGGGGAAGGACAGGUAGGGACCCUGCCGGGUGGGAUCAGAGCCGCCAAUCCAAAAGCGGCUUCCAUGGAGAAAGGACACCGCCAAGGCUGUACCCUUCGGGACGGAAGCGGCUGCCACGGCUCGUGUGUCCGAAGGAGAGCUCGGAACUCUGUUUUACUGUCAGUCAAAGGGGAGAGUAUUGUUAAGAAAUACCGCUUCCAAACCGCGACCCGCCGGCUCUCCAGGAAAUGUUAAGACCCGUCUCUUUUGACAGGAAACGGUUGGUGUGGAAGAGAAACACUAAUAUUUCUAGAGUCUAGCCCCCGUCGUCCCCGGUUAACGCGGCCAGGACCGUAAUGAUCCCAGUUCUCCUAAGGCGAGCUUCCGAAGGAAGCCAGCAACGAGCCAUUGAUGUCCGCGGGCUCGCGUCCCGCUGACGUUCUUCGUUGUCUUGUGGGUGGCCGUCUUCACCAUCCGGGGUCUAAAGUUCUAAGAAAAAAAUUCCCGACGUCUUUGCUCCAACAGCUGUCCAGCGUGUGGGGAGCAGGAAACAUUUUCCCUUAUCGCUGGAGAAAAUGGGAUUUCUCCUUCACCGUGCAGCCACUCUGCGAGCGAUUUGUAUUGGGUGCAAUAAUGUGUAAUAGUUUUAGUGAACCAAAACUUCUGUCUAAAAUACGGGGGAUAGUGUCGAGAUGUCUAAUACCGUCUGUACAAUGGCCACGGAGUAUUGGAAAGCUGAAGUUAUUUGGAGAAAGGGAGAAGAAACCCAGAUUCAACCGACAUGGAGAAUCUCGUCCCACCAGUGAGGCGGGAAGAGCGCGUCAGUUUCCGAAUUGUGUUUAUUUUAGGUUGUAUAGGAAGAGGAUUUCUAUUUUGCGACUGAAACCCGUGAAACAUGUUUGUGUUCCGGUUAGUCUUCCUCUGCAAGAAACAGCGUAUUUUGGGGGAACUGCCUUUUGGGGCCCCUUCCCGGAGGGAGAAGUCUCUGCUUCGGCAUAGAGCCCCGUACGGCGCCGAAAGCAGUUGGUUGGGGUGAGGGGGAUCGAAUGAAGGAAUAGGGCCCAGUGAGGGCGAGGGCGGAUGUCCCGGCCUUACGGAAGGCGGACCGCGUCUGCCAGGCCGGGGGGUCCAGAGGCCAAGAGGGAGGAGGAGCGAGACUGAGCUGUCGAGGGGCCGGGGGCGUUGGUUGUUUCAUUUUACAUCCGAGCCUCGUCUCUCUCUCCAACUAUCCGUAAGCUUCCACCAAAUCCAACAGCGGAAACUAAUGGAACCCUACUCUGCGGGGGGAGAAAGGAGCUUCACGGAAAAGUCGCCGAAAACGCCGUCCGGCACACCCUCGUUAGAACUGUGAAGAGGAGAAAAGGACAAACUCAGUGACUUAGUCUAUCACUGUCUUGCUAGUUAUGCUGUAAAAUGCACAGAAUCUUGUUUAACAGUGCAAAAUAUAUCAGUACUGGCUGUUUUGGAUUGAAUAAAGGAUUUUUAUGUUC
Molecule: messenger RNA, 3244 nt
Organism: Tachyglossus aculeatus (Australian echidna)
Lineage: Eukaryota; Metazoa; Chordata; Mammalia; Monotremata; Tachyglossidae
Gene: MARCHF5
Product: membrane associated ring-CH-type finger 5
Exons: 6
Coding region: 231-1067 (278 amino acids)
Molecular function (GO): zinc ion binding
Source: RefSeq, a predicted model, not a curated record